Messenger RNA from Myotis lucifugus (little brown bat), 831 nucleotides. Its product is annotated as GTPase IMAP family member 4-like. The annotation marks the transcript as partial. NCBI's taxonomy places the organism in Eukaryota, Metazoa, Chordata, Mammalia, Chiroptera, Vespertilionidae. Gene Ontology annotation, molecular function: GTP binding. The transcript is spliced from 4 exons. The record is from RefSeq and is a predicted model, not a curated record.
UGGGAUUUUAGAAUCAUGGGCCUGAGAAGGAACUAAGAGGCUGUUGUGUGCAGUGGUUAGGAGGGAAGUGGUAGUCAGACAGACUUUGAAUUGGACCCCUUCUCUGCCUGAUACCUGUUGGCACUGUGACCAUGGAAAUUCAAACUAUGAUGGCAGCUCAAUUGGACAUUACUCCUUUCAACUUCAGUGAAUCCGGUACCGGCCAUGGGCUUGGAAACCAAGACCCCAGAGGUUCACAACUGAGACUUGUCUUAGUGGGUAAGACUGGAGCAGGAAAAAGUGCCACAGGGAACAGCAUCCUUGGAAGGAAAGCAUUUCAUUCCAGCAUUGCAGCAAAAUCCAUCACCAAGGUCUGUCAGAAAGAGAGCAGCAUGUGGAAUGGGAGAGAAAUUGUCGUCGUGGACACACCUGGCAUUUUCGACACUGAGGUACCAGAUGCUGACAUGCAAAAGGAGAUUGCUAAUUGCAUCCUCCUGACUUCCCCUGGCCCUCACGCUGUGCUCCUGGUAGUCAGGCUGGGCCCGUACACAAAGGAAGAACAAGAGGCCGUGGAGAAGAUGCUGUCAAUGUUUGGAUCCAAAGCUAAGAGAUACAUGAUUCUCUUAUUCACCCGGAAAGAUGACCUGGAUGGCAUGGAGUUCUGUGAUUACUUAGAGGAAGCUCCAAAAGGCAUUCAAGAUCUGAUGGAGGAGGCUCAGAGGGCACAGCUGUUGGACCUGGUCCAGCACAUGGUGAUGCAGAACAAGGGAGGAUGCUACACUAAUAAGACGUACCAAAAGAUUGAGAAGGAGAUUCAGAAACAGGUUCAAGUGAAACAAGAAAAAUACAGAA